UCUGGUGCUACCAAGGUUGUGACUCGGUUCUGUCAGUUAAUGGAGUCCCAAACUGUUCAGCUUCGAUUUUCUCAUGACUGUCAAACCCAGUAUCAGAGUCAGGUCGCAGAAGGUCAGGAGAACGGAGCGGAAGUUCCUCACCGGCAUCUUUCUUUCUGGCAACGCCAUCGUCGUUGCUCUCUGUCCUGUCUGUCCACUGAGGGAGUUUGGGGUCGUUGGACCUCAGGAGGCUGUAGGGCUGCUCCACCUUGGAACCACGUUGAGCUGCUUGAGGUCCGGAGCUCAGCCAAGGAAUCAGUGACCUUUGAGGAUGUGGCUGUGAACUUCACCCUGGAGGAGUGGACUUUGCUGAAUCCUUCACAGGAAAAUCUUUACAGAGCUGUGAUGAGAGAAACCAUCAGGAACCUGCAUGAUAUAGGACAGAAAUUGGGAGAACAGAACUCUGAAAAUGCAUACAAAAGUCCUGGGGGAAAUCGAAGAUAUCAAGUGGUAGAGAAGCUCUGUGAGUAUGAAGAAGAUAGUCAAUGGGAGGAAAUCUUCAGUGAGAUUCCGGAUCCUGUGAGCCAGAAAACGGGGAAGAACCCCUGUGGAAGCCAUGUGUGUGGAGAAGGCACCUGUGGAAGCCAUGUGUGUGGAGAAGGCACCUGUGGAAGCCAUGUGUGUGGAGAAGGCACCUGUGGAAGCCAUGUGUGUGGAGGAGGCACCACUGGUCAUUCAUCUCUGAAUGUGUCCUUUGGAGGUCAGACUAGAUGCAAAACACAUGCGUAUAAAGAACAAGGAGAGAAGCCAUGUAAAUAUAAAGACGAUGGAGUGGCUUUUGGUUCCCCCCAAAGCUUUCUGAAGCAUGAACAGUUUUACGCACAAGAGAAACCCUAUGUCUGUAAACAGUGUGAUAAAGCCUUUAAGUAUCUCAGUUCUCUUCAGAAUCAUAAAAGAACCCAUACUAGGGAAAGAAACUAUGCAUGUAAACAAUGUGGGAAAUGUUUUAAGAGACAGAGUAAUGUUCAAGUCCAUGAGAGAAAUCACACAGGAGAGAAACCCUAUGUGUGUAAGCACUGUGGGAAAGCCUAUUCUUCCUACAGUACCCUUCAAGCACAUGAAAGAAGUCACACAGGAGAGAAACCCUUUGUGUGUAAGGAUUGUGGGAAAGCCUAUACCUCCUACAGUACUCUUCGAGCACAUGAAAGAAGUCACACGGGAGAGAAGCCCUAUGUGUGUAAGCACUGUGAGAAAGCCUAUACUUCCUACAAUACUCUGCGAGCACAUGAAAGAAGUCACACGGGAGAGAAACCCUUUGUGUGUAAGGAUUGUGGGAAAGCCUAUACUUCCUACAGUACUCUUCGAGCACAUGAAAGAAGUCACACGGGAGAGAAGCCCUAUGUGUGUAAGCAUUGUGGGAAGGCAUUCACUCAAUCCAGCUACCUUCGAAUACAUAAAAGAACUCACACAGGAGAGAAACCCUACAUCUGUAAGCAGUGUGGGAAAGCCUUUGCUCGUUCUAGUCACCUGCAAAUACAUAAAAGGAGUCAUACAGGAGAAAAACCCUAUGUAUGUAAGCAGUGUGGGAAAGCCUUCGCUCAAUCCAGUUACCUUCACAUACAUCAAAGAAGUCACACUGGAGAGAAACCCUACAUCUGUAAGCAGUGUGGGAAAGCCUUCACUCGUUCUAGCCACCUGCAAAUACAUAAAAUAACUCAUACUGGAGAGAAACCCUAUUCAUGUAAGCUAUGUGGGAAAGCCUUCACUCAUUCUAAUUACCUUCAGAUACAUAGAAGAAUUCACACAGGAGAAAAACCCUAUGUGUGUAAGGAGUGUGGGAAAGCCUUUGCUCGGUCCACUUCCCUGCACAUACAUGAAGGAACUCACAGUGGCGAGAAACCUUUUGUAUGCAAGCAAUGUGGGAAAGCCUUCACUUUGUCCAGUUCCCUUCGAAGGCAUGAUGUAGUUCACUCAGAAGAGAAACCCUAUAUUUGUAAGUGUUGUGGGAAAACCUUUGAUUGUUACAGUAGCGUUCAGAAACAUGAAAAGACUCAUAGGGAAAACAGACUCUGUUAGUGUACUAAAUGUGAGGAAACUUAGUUGCUCUGAUUCCUUUAAAAUACAUGACAUAGCUGACACUGGAAAGAAACCCAAGGUUUGUAUCCACUAUGGGAUGCUUUCAUUGACCACAGUUCUUUUUGAUACCAUGAAGGAUUCCCACUGGAGAAAAUCUGGAUAUAAUACAGGGAGAUGUUCACUUAUUCUGCUUCUUUAACAAACAUGGAAAAACUUACACUGGAGAGAAAUCCUAAAUAUAGAAUGUGGAAACACUUCAUUAUCACUUGACUUUCCAAAAUUCAUGAAAAUGCGUAAUCCCUAGCAUGAGAAAAUGUUUUCUAUCCAUUUACAAAUGCAAAAUAACAGUAUAGAUAAAAAAAACCCUUGACUAAAACUGAUACACCAAAAAUAGAAUCUUCAGAUGGCCCACAUACAACAAUGCACAUAAAAUCAGAAGACUAAAUAUGAAAAACACAUACCAGUUUCUGUUCUCCUGUGUGAGAUGGCAUAUACCUAUAAUUCCAGUACUUGGGAAGCUCAAAACUAAAGAUUAAGAGUUUUGAGUUCUGGCUAUAUCGUCUAUCCAAUAAAAGAAAAUUUUGUUUGUUAUUUUUCUUCUUAAUGAUUUCAUUCAUAUAUUCAAUGAGUUAUGAACAUAUUCCUUCAUUUUCUCACUUCAACUCAUUAAAUCCAGCUAUUGCUGCACAUGUGUGCAUGAGCAUAGCCACUUCCUCAAGCUGUCAAUACCUCCUCAGUAAGGGUUGAAGGGUAGAGAUCACCUCUCCCAUCAAUGCUAGAAUUUUGACUGUCUUACCCCUAUGCAGGUAACCAUAAAUACUGUGAAUUCAUGAAUAUAAUAGCCAUAUAAUGAACAAAAGACUGAAUUUUACACUAUUCCCAUCCUCUGACUUGUAUUCUUUCUACCUCCUAGAAACAUACUUUUAAUAAAGUUUGAUUGUUGUCUUGGUUAGUGUUC
Rattus norvegicus (Norway rat) is the source of this 3013-nucleotide messenger RNA. Lineage: Eukaryota; Metazoa; Chordata; Mammalia; Rodentia; Muridae. The record is from RefSeq and is a predicted model, not a curated record.